Molecule: messenger RNA, 22289 nt
Organism: Pelobates cultripes (western spadefoot toad)
Lineage: Eukaryota; Metazoa; Chordata; Amphibia; Anura; Pelobatidae
Source: the annotation of a GenBank genome assembly
GUCAGGGCUGCAGACAGUAGUGGCGCGGCAGGGCAGUGCCGGGGAUGUUGUAGUUAUAAACCUAUGCCAUCCCUCCUUCAUCCUACUCAGCCAGCCAGGAGCUUAUAGCAGCACGGAGACAGGAGCAGCUACAGCACACACACAGGUCAGUGUCUGAUAUUAAAAUAAUAAUAAUAUAUAUACACACAGGACAGUGUCUGAUAUUAUAAUAAUAAUAAUAUACACACAGGACAGUGUCUGAUAUUAUAAUAAUAAUAAUAAUAAUAUACAGGUCAGUGUCUAAUAUUAUAAUAAUAAUAAUAUAUAUACACACAGGUCAGUGUCUAAUAUUAUAAUAAUAAUAUAUAUACACACAGGACAGUGUCUGAUAUAAUAAUAAUAAUAAUAAUAUAUACACACAGGUCAGUGUCUGAUAUUAUAAUAAUAUAUAUACACACAGGACAGUGUCUGAUAUUAUAAUAAUAAUAAUAAUAAUAUAUACACACAGGUCAGUGUCUGAUAUUAUAAUAAUAUAUAUACACACAGGACAGUGUCUGAUAUUAUAAUAAUAAUAAUAAUAUAUACACACAGGUCAGUGUCUGAUAUUAUAAUAAUAAUAUAUACACACAGGACAGUGUCUGAUAUUAUAAUAAUAAUAAUAUACACACAGGACAGUGUCUAAUGUUAUAAUAAUAUAUACACACAGGUCAGUGUCCAAUAUUAUAAUAAUAUAUACACACAGGUCAGUGUCUAAUAUUCUAAUACUAUAUAUAUACACACACAGGACAGUGUCUAAUAUCAUAAUAAUAAUAAUAUACAAAACCUGUCAGUGUCUAAUAUUAUUAUAAUAAUAAUAUACACACACAGGAUAGUGUCUAAUAUUAUAAUAAUAAUAUAUAUAAAACAGGACAGUGUCUAAUAUUAUAAUAAUAAUGUACACACACACACAGGACAGUGUUUGAUUUUCUAAUAAUAAUAUACAGGACAGUUUCUAAUAUUAUUAUAAUAAUAAUAAUAAUUGUAUAUACACACAGGACAGUGUCUAAUAUAAUAAUAAUAAUAAUAUUAUACAAAACAGGUCCGUGUCUAAUAUUAUAAUAAUAAUAUAUACACACACAGGGCAGUGUCUAAUAUUAUAAUAAUAAUAAUAUACAAAACAGGUCAGUGUCUAAUAUUAUUAUAAUGUAUACAAAACAGGACAGUGUCUAAUAUAAUAAUAAUAUAUACACACACACAGGUCAGUGUCUAAUAUUAAAAUAAUAAUAUACAAAACAGGGCAGUGUCUAAUAUUAUUAUAAUAAUAAUAAUAAUAUACACACAGGUCAGUGUCUAAUAUAAUAAUAUACAAAACAGGUCAGUGUCUAAUAUUAUAAUAUUAAUAUACACACAGGGCAGUGUCUAAUAUUAUCAUACUAAUAUACAAAACAGGUCAGUGUCUAAUAUAAUAUAUACACACAGGUCAGUGUCUAAAAUUAUAAUAAUAUACAAAACAGGUCAGUGUCUAAUAUUAUAAUAAUAUACACAUAGGUCAGUAUCUUCUGUUUUAAUAAACACACGGGUCAGUGUCUAAUAUUAUAAUAAUAUAUACACACACAGAUAAGUGUCUUCUGUUAUAAUAAUACACACAGGUAAGUGUCUUCUGUUAUAAUAAUACACACAGGUCAGUGACUUCUGUUAUAAUAAUACUCGCAGGUCAGUGUCUUAUCAUAGAAACAUAGAAUGUGACAGCAGAUAAGAACCAUUCGGCCCAUCUAGUCUGCCCUAUUUUCUAAAUACUUUCAUUAGUCCCUGGCCUUAUCUUAUAGUUAGGAUAGCCUUAUGCCUAUCCCACGCAUGCUUAAACUCCUUUACUGUGUUAACCUCUACCACUUCAGCUGGAAGGCUAUUCCAUGUAUCCACUACCCUCUCAGUAAAGUAAUACUUCCUGAUAUUAUUUUUAAACCUUUGUCCCUCUAAUAUAAGACUAUGUCCUCUUGUUGUGGUAGUUUUACUUCUUUUAAAUAUAGUCUCCUCCUUUACUGUGUUGAUUCCCUUUAUGUAUUUAAAGGACCACUCUAGGCACCCAGACCACUUCAGCUUAAUGAAGUGGUCUGGGUGCCAGGUCCAGCUAGGGUUAACCCAUUGUUUUAUAAACAUAGCAGUUUCAGAGAAAUUGCUAUGUUUAUUAAUGGGUUAAGCCUUCCCCCAAAUCCUCUAGUGGCUGUCUCGUUGACAGCCGCUAGAGGCGCUUGCGUGCUUCUCACUGUGAUUUUCACAGUGAGAGCACGCCAGCGUCCAUAGGAAAGCAUUAUGAAUGCUUUCCUAUGCGACCGGCUGAAUGCGUGCGCAGCUCUUGCCGCGCGUGCGCAUUCAGCCGACGGGGUGGAGAGGAGGAGGAGGAGAGCUCCCCGCCCAGCGCUGGAAAGGGGUAAGUUUUUACCCCUUUCCCCCUUCCAGAGCCGGGCGGGAAGGGGUCCCUGAGGGUGGGGGCACCCUCAGGGCACUAUAGUGCCAGGAAAACGAGUAUGUUUUCCUGGCACUAUAGUGGUCCUUUAAAUGUUUCUAUCAUAUCCCCCCUGUCUCGUCUUUCCUCCAAGAUCCUUUAACCUUUCCUGGUAAGUUUUAUCCCGCAAUCCAUGAACCAGUUUAGUAGCCCUUCUCUGAACCCUCUCUAAGGUAUCAAUAUCCUUCUGAAGAUACGGUCUCCAGUACUGUGUACAAUACUCCAAGCGAGGUCUCACCAGUGUUCUGUAUAAUGGCAUGAGCACUUCCCUCUUUCUACUGCUAAUACCUCUCCCUAUACAACCAAGCAUUCUGCUAGCAUUUCCUGCUGCUCUAUUACAUUGUCUGCCUACCUUUGUCAUCAGAAAUAAUCACCCCUAAAUCCCUUUCCUUAUAUGUUGAGGUUAGGACUCUAUCAAAUAUUCUGUACUCUGCCCUUGGGUUUUUACGUCCAAGAUGCAUUAUCUUGCACUUAUCCACAUUAAAUGUCAGUUGCUACAAUUCUGACCAUUUUUCUAGUUUACCUAAAUCAUUUGCCAUUUGGCUUAUCCCUCCUGGAAUAUCAACCCUGUUACAUAUCUUAGUAUCAUCAGCAAAAAGACAUACCUUACCAUCAAGACCUUCUGCAAUAUCACUAAUAAAAAUAUUAAAGAGAAUGGGUCCAAGUACAGAUCCCUGAGGUACCCCACUGGUGACAAGUCCAAGCUUUGAAUAUAUUCCAUUAACUACAACCCUCUGUUGCCUGUCACUCAGCCACUGCCUUACCCAUUCAACAAUAUUGGAAUCCAAACUUAAAGAUUGCAGUUUAUUGAUAAGCCUUCUAUGUGCAACAGUGUCAAAAGCCUUACUGAAAUCUAGGUAAGCAAUGUCUACUGCACCACCCUGAUCUAUAAUUUUAGUUACCCAAUCAAAAAAAUCAAUAAGAUUAGUUCGGCAUGAUCUCCCUGAAGUAAACCGAUGUUGUCUCUGAUCUUGAAAUCCAUGUGUUUUUAGAUGUUCAACAAUCCUAUCCUUUAACAAGAUUUCCAUCACUUUCCCCUCUACUGAAGUAAGGCUUACUGGCCUAUAGUUGCCCGACACCUCCCUAUUACCUUUCCUGUGAAUGGGCACAACAUUCGCUAACUUCCAAUCUUCUGGGACUACUCCAGUUAACAAUGAUUGGUUAAAUAAAUCUGUUAAUGGUUUUGCUAGUACACCACUAAGCUCUUGUAAUAGCUUUGGGUGUAUUCCAUCAGGUCCCAUUGACUUAUUUGUCUUUACUUUUGACAGUUGAAAUAGAACCUCUUCCUAUAAUAAUAAUAAUAAUAAUAAUAAUACACACAGGUCAGUGUCUUCUGUUAUAAUAUACACAGGUCGGUGUCUUCUAUUAUUAAUUUUUAUAUAGCGCCAGCAAAUUCCAUAGCGCUAUACAAUAAUACUAUAUACACAGGUCAGUGUUUGCUAUAUACAGAGCAUCACACUAUAACUACCAUGUGUCACAGCAAGGGGCUACUGUGUAUAUAUAGAGCAAGGGGCUACUGUAAUUACCAUGUGGAAAUGCACAGCUACUACAUUGAGCACAGAACACAUCCCAGAGUUUUUAAUAUUUACAUAUUUUAUCCAUAAAUACAUAUCAUACGAACUCAGGGAUCUCAAUAAAUGCAUAUCAUUCCCACCCAGGUAUCAAUCAAUAAAUACCAUACUCUCCCAGGGCUAUCAAUAAAUACAUAUCCUACCCAUCCAGGGAUAUCCAUAAAUACAUACCAUAUACAUACAUACAGGGAUAGCAAAAGAUAAAUAUCAUACCCAUGCAGAGGUAUCAAUAAGGUCCAUAUUAUAUGCACCCAGUGGUAUCAAUAAGAUAAAUAGCAUGCCUGCUAAGGGGUAACACUAAGGUACACCUCAUACUCAAUAAAGUGCACAUAAUACCCACCCACGGGUAUCCGUAAAGUGCACAUAGUACAUACCCGGGGUAUUAAAAAAGGUGCAAGUUAUACCCACCCCUUUAAGAGGUAUUGUUUAAUAAAAUGUACGUUGUACGUACCAAUGGGGAUCACUCGAUAAAGUGUGAAUUAUACCUAUUCAGAGAUAGCUAUUAGUAAUGUGCUCAGUAUACUUAGCUGUAUCAAUAACAUGUAUGUCAUAUGCAUCCAGGGGAAUUAUGCCUUUCAGGAAUUAUACUCUAAUCAAGAUAUCGCUUACUAAGAUGUACAGUGUACCAACCCAAGGUUAUCACUAAAUAACAUCACACCUACCUGGAUGUAUCACUUAUUUCAUUGCAUCACAUUCCUUCCUAACACUAGUUCUUGUACGAUUCACAAUAUACCCGCCUAGUUUUAUCUACUUUUAAAGUGGAAAGUGGGUUAUUGUACUGCAUCUCCUAGCAAUGUACAUGUUUUAACUCUCCUAAACAGUUGCAUCACUAAAUAAAAAAUUUUUCAAAUCACUGGGAUCCGUGACUCCUAAUCAUUUUAUUGUAUUUUUAGUAUUUGAAUAUGAAGUAUAAAAUUGUAAUAAUGCACAUAAUCUCUGGUUCCUUAAACUUUUGUUUACAAAAAUCAGAUUGGCUUUUAAAACUAUCUAACUGGCUUCUAAAUCCUAGACAUGUGUGUCAAGUCUUACUAAAUGAGGGUAACCAGCUUCUGCCUAAGUACUUGUUAUGAACAUGGACAUUGGACAUGACAUGGACAUUGGACAUGAAGUGGCACUCCAGCCCUCCAAAAACACAGAGUAAGCCAUGAUUCUAUAGGAUUGGCAUGCUCAUUAUUAAAAUGGUUUUUGUAAAAAAAAAAAAAAAAACCUGCUGAAUUCUAAUCUUUGCAUGCGUUCUAAUUAUUCUGUAUUCUUACUUAAGUUGCUGGUAGUAAAUAUGUAGAAAGUUACGUAGAUUGUGACCCCAUCUUAGAUAGGUGUAUUUUUGUUUUGAAUGAUGGCCUAAAAUCUCACUCCUGUUUCUAUAGUAAAUAUCCAAGUAAGUUAUGGCAUAUACACUUGAUUCCAUUGUCUAUUGAGUUUUUUUCUCUAAACAGUGAAUUGAAACCUCGCAUUGUAAAAUUCAUGUUAAAAUGGCUUAGUUGCAGAAGUUGCCCAUUUCCACUAAAUUUACAGUUUGAUUGCUUUAGUUUGAAUUGUGCAAUUCACUUUCCAUUUCAUCACAAUUCGUUGUUUAGUGAAUAAACCUUAUAUCAAACCUAACCUCCGAAAUUUUCUUAUGAAUUUAAAAUGUGGUCGUCAGCCAGUCUUUGGUUAGAAAUAUGUAUAUUGCUUAGAAUGAUGUGAGUUGAACUUAAGCAAAAAACUAUGGGGAAACUGCAGCACAGCAAGCUAUACUGCAGCAGAAUAAACAAUACCUUAUGCUCAGAUCUUUGUCUUGAUCUCUCAUUCAUGAGACUCCUAUAGUGUACAUUUUGGUUAUUCUGGCAGAAUAAAUACUUUUCUAAUUGAAUUUGGGAUUAAGUGAUUUCUGGCACAACAGUUGUGACUGCUUUUUCCAGUUUACUGAAUCCGCUGUUUCCAAAAUUGUUAGAUUUGAAUUUGACCUGACCCCUUGUUAUGGUUUUUAUAAAAUGCGUUUGUCAAUAAGUACUGUCAGACUUUGCCAAUUCCUUAUUAGGGAGAAUAAAUCUCACGAUAGUGAUCAAUUGCUUUUUAGUAGGCCAAUACAAAAAUACAUUGGGGACAAAAUGUAAACAAGUAGCCAAGAAUGCAUAAGCCACUUAGAAUUUCUUUUAUUUUUUAUUUUUAUUUUUUAUAUCUGCAUGGUACCAUAAAGCUACAAGUUGUGUGAUAAGGAGACCUCAGUAGGCUUGAAAGCUUGCACUAUUGGUGUGAAAAUGUUGUCAUGAUAUGUUAGUCCAUUAAUGUAGAUGCUAAUUAAUAAAGUAUUGUAUAUUCUUGUAAUGCCUUUUUUAUUGCACCAACUUAACUUUGUAGUGAUCAGCUUCCAGGGUUUCUCCCUUUAUCAAGUCGAAAGCUUUUUGACCACAGUGAAACAAACUAAGAAAGCUGCAAUGCAGAGGUUAAAGGGACACUAUAGUCACCUGAACAACUUUAGCUUAAUGAAGCUGUUUUGGUGUAUAGAACAUGCCCCUGCAGCCUCAGUGCUCAACCCUCUGCCAUUUAGGAGUUAAAUCCCUUUGUUUAUGAACCCUAGUCACACCUCCCUGCAUGUGACUUGCACAGCCUUCCAUAAACACUUCCUGUAAAGAGAGCCCUAUUUAGGCUUUCUUUAUUGCAAGUUCUGUUUAAUUAAGAUUUUCUUAUCCCCUGCUAUGUUAAUAGCUUGCUAGACCCUGCAAGAGCCUCCUGUAUGUGAUUAAAGUUCAAUUUAGAGAUUGAGAUACAAUUUAUUUAAGGUAAAUUACAUCUGUUUGAAAGUGAAACCAGUUUUGUUUUUUGUUUUUUUCAUGCAGGCUCUGUCAGUCAUAGCCAGGGGAGGUGUGGCUAGGGCUGCAUAAACAGAAACAAAGUGAUUUAACUCCUAAAUGACAGUGAAUUGAGCAGUGAAAUUGCAGGGGAAUGAUCUAUACCAGGGGUAGGCAACCUUUUAGCAGCACUGUGCCGAUAGAGAAUGGUGAUGUCCUGUAGCAUGCCGGUCCUAUUUUUUUUAAAUUGAGGUGUGUAUGCUGCCGUAUUCUGCUUGUGUUAUUUUUAUUGCAGUUGCUUUGUAUUGUUGUAUUUGUGCGUGUAUAAGCUAUUAUAUUGUAUAUGUUCAUUAGUAGUUCAUGGUAUUGUGUAUGAUACAUAUGAAUGUGGGCGGUGUAUGAGGGCUGCUUGUGGAAUUGUGUGUGGAUGGAUAUGUCACAUUGUGUGUUUGGUAGUGUGUGUGGGGGCUGUUUGGGGUAUUGCAUUGAGAGGCUGCAUAUGGGGUUGUGUGCGUGUAUGUGGACUUUUAGUGGGUUAUGUUUGUGCGGAUUGUCUGUAUGUUUGUGUGUGUGGGGGCUGUUCAUAUUAUUUGUAUGAGGGGAGGGUUAUUCUGCUUUUCUGUGUAUAUCUUGCAGUGUGUGUAGCUUCCCUGGGUUCCAGUGGGGACCAGGCUGGCCAGAUACAGGUCAAGGACAGGAGCUGCAACAGCAGCUGCGGGCUGCUCUACUACAGUGUGGAUUCCCAUUCACAAGUGCUGGGAUCACUUCCUCUAUGUAUUGCAAUGCUUAAAUUGAGGAUUGUCCUUCACCACCUCUUCGUAUUAGCAGAUAUCUGAUGUUUUACUGGGACUCCUGAUAGGCCAGAGCUUGUUUUGCUCUAGCAGCCUGGAGUGCCGUGCAAAUACACCUUGAGUGCCGUGCAUGGCACUAGUGCCGUAGGUUGCCUACCCCUGGUCUAUACACUACACUAAAACUGCUUUAUUUAGCUAAAGUAAUUUAGGUGACUAUAGUGUUCCUUUAAAGCACCAAUACGAAACCAUCUCAUAAUGUUGGGUGUUCUGAAUAAUUUAAUUAACUAAAGAAGUGUUGCUAAGCUUUUUGUUUUAGUACAAAAACCUUUUUGUGCAUAUUCACAAAAUAAUUUUCCAAAAUUUAGUAAGCAACAGGUGGCACACUAAUGCCCCAUUUCCACUGAGCAGUUCGGUACGGUCUGGUACGAAUAUUUUGAGUGUUUCCAUUAUGAAAGUGGCCCAUACAACCCAACCGAAUCAAACCGCACCAUUCCUGGGCCCCCUUCAGUUGUAGGUCCAUAGGAAAUGGUACGGUAUGGUUAGGGCAGAGCUACUGACGUCACACUAUACAAUCCAUUGAUUGGCGGACAGGAAAACGUCAAUGCUCACGACAAAUGACACUCUAGGCAUUUGGUGUAAAGCCCGCAUGCUCCCUGGCACUCCGACUUGCAGUGGAAACGCUGGACCCUUCUAACCCUUCCAAACCGUACCGACCCGAACUAUACCACUCAGUGGAAACGAGGCAUAUGUUGUCCUCCAUUGUAAUAUGAUAUAGAGAAACGUGUCGUGUGGUGGUGGGUGUUGGGAUUGCAGUCUAACACAACCUUUGCAUGGUGUUUUUUAGAUAUAUAUUUUUUUCUGCAUGUAUCCUGCAUCCCUAGAUUGCUGCAAACAUAAUUUGGGCUAAUGCACUGAAAACUGAUUUGUCGUGACUUGAUAACUGAUACAUAAAAUUAAAGCUAAAUAAACUAUCUGUAAAAAAAAUACCAGAGUUUGGAUAAAAAAAAAAUAAAAAAAAAAAUUCCAGAUCUUCCAUUUUUACUCAUUAAUUACACUACAAUUCACUUUUUAGUGGAAAAAAAAAAAAGUUGUGCAAUUCACUGUUUAGUAAACAGGUUAGAGAUGGAUUGGUGAGAACAUGAUUAGAGCUCAUUUUAGACCUAAAUAGCUUUGCUGUAAACUGUAUAUAUUUUAGCAUAACUUUAUCCAUUUCUACCAGGUCUGCAUUCCUGUUUCACUUGUACAUGAAGGUCCCUUAGUGAUUUGCGCAUGCGUGUGCUUGCCAUUCACAAUAUGGCCGCUCUAAAAGCCCCUUGUGUCAAUCACGUCAUUCCGAUUUGUGCGUUGGUUGGCCUAUUACAGGAAACACCUUCUUGGUUGAGCGCUGUAAAUGGAACCUUGCUGGUGCAGUGUAGAGUACGCAUGUGUUUGCCCUAAUCAAACAUGGCUGCCACGGAUGCUUGGCCAUCCCAGCGUGGCUUUGCUGCAGUAAUUCACAGUGCGCAUGCGCAGCAGUGUGGGCGUAGUUGUUGUGGGACCGGUGUUCUAUAUGUGAUCCAUGUGUGGGGUGACCUCUUAGCAAAGUGGACAUCUGGGACACCAGAGAGCUGGCUGAGCAUCAGCUGCGGUAGGAGGCUCCAUGUAUUAUGCUUUAUUAUGUUUUUUACUGAUAUUAAAAUAGUGUUUUAUAAAUAUUUUGUUACAGGGAAAUCAAGUCUGGCUACAGUAAUUAAGCAAUGUCAGUACCCAUGGAGGGCAGAGACUGGGUUUAUAUGCCAGGCCUGAACCACAGAGUGUAUCACAGGACAUUCAUUGAAUUACUCAUUUGUGUUUCUUUCUGUAGUUAAAUAUUUCUAUGCUAGCUUUAUCUGUCAAUCUGUCCUAAGGUAAACCCACAUCUUGUAGGUCAAGUCAUCUUGAUUCCACAUUAGUAGGAAGUGUUGCAAUAUAAAUCAUAACAUCUUGUGUCAUUAUUAUUUUGCUUAGGAACAGUGUAAAAAAUAUAUAUUAUAUACAUACAGUAUGUGUAAUACUAUACAUGCAGUAUGUGUAAUGGCAUCAUCCCUUUAAUGUGGUUGUGGAUUGAAGCAUACUAGCCAGUAACCCACCACAACAAUAUCUUAGAAUUCACAAAGGUAAAUGUGUGUUUACUGAAUCUUAACUCAGUGUGUCAUAAUAUAAAGAUAUUUGUCUAAUGCUGGUUUGGGUUAAAUAGUUACUUUCCAUUUUCAUUACAUAUGCAUGGGAAAGAGGUAAUUUUAGCUGUGUGUGUGUGUUUAUCUUGCUUGAGCACUGCUAAGAGUGAUGCUGCGAAGUAUUGAAAACUGCAUUUACAACAUCUGUUGUAAUAUUGUCAAUAUUUUAUGCUUUUAAAAUACAGAUUGUAUCAAUACAGUGGCCUGGUAGUCUGAUUUGCAAGUGUAUUACUUUAAUCCUACUAAUGGUUAUGCUUUGACUCAUAACCCAAAAUGUCACACCUAGUUGCCUGUUUACUAUUGUAUGUUCCAGGGCAAGAUAAUACUAGUAAUUAUUCAAAAUAACAAAUGUGAUAAUAGACUUGGUAGUUAUUAUGUUAACAUGUUUAUAUUAAAAUGAUCCUGUGUGUAUUAAGGCACUUCUAUUUAUUUUUAGCUCUACAGGUUAAAUUGUUAUGACCAAGUCAAAACCUCCCACACAUUUUUUUUUAUUUUUUUGGGGUGGGGGGGUGGGUGAAGGUUGGUUUCUCCUCAGUGUGUAAAUAAAUACAAUUAUUUACCCUAACACAAAGUUUUUAAGCUAUAGGAGUCUCCUGGAAUAGUCCACAGAGUAUCCUUCAUGGCAUUGUCCUCAGUUUGGAAGAGGAUUUAUGGGAUUAUGGUUGCUUUGGUAAUUGUGUGGCUCUAUACACUUUUGAUGUUUGUUUUUGUCUCGGUGUCCCUAGAGCAUUAAUGUUUAUUUUACAUAUAUCUAUUUGCAAACACUUUUUUCAAUGUCUUCUUAAAAAUGACUGCCUUAUAUGAUUGACAGACAAUAUUAAUUUGUCGUGUAGACUCUAAUUUGUUCUUUUGGAAUCUACAAGAAAUUAUUCUGAAUAUAAAGUGCAUGUUUCACCACUCAUGCUUAGAGAGUAGUUUGAAAGCUAUUACAACUGUAUCAGCAAAUUUAUCAUCAUUAGUUGUUGCUGCCUUUUGAUAACCUGUCUUGUAUAGUGACAUUCUUCCCCUUUUCCAUUUAUUUAGGUUAGUCACCAUGCCUGGAUCCCUACCUGCCGCGGGUGAAGCCUCAUGGCCUAAAGAUGUUGGAAUUGUUGCCUUAGAGAUCUACUUCCCGGCACAGUAUGUCAACCAGGAGGAGCUUGAGAAAUUUGAUGGUGCCAGUGCAGGAAAAUAUACCAUUGGUCUUGGCCAAUCUAAAAUGGGCUUCUGUUCCGAUAGAGAGGAUAUCAACUCUCUGUGUCUGACUGUUGUCCAGAAGCUAAUGGAGAGGAACAAUCUGUCAUAUGACAGCAUUGGCAGGUUAGAAGUGGGAACAGAAACAAUCAUUGACAAGUCUAAGUCGGUAAAGACUGUUCUGAUGCAACUUUUUGAAGACUCUGGAAACACAGACGUUGAAGGCAUUGACACAACAAAUGCGUGCUAUGGAGGCACUGCCGCUCUCUUUAAUGCUGUUAAUUGGGUGGAAUCAAGCUCCUGGGAUGGUAUGUUAUACAUAUAUUGAUAUACAAACAUGGUUAUUCACUGCAGUGAGAAUUCAGGGUGAAUUAAAAAUAAAUUUUAGGUUUUAGGUCAAAAUAGCUGAAAUGUUACAUUUCUCCCGUUCAGCUACUUUAAAAACUCACUUUGAAUUCCCACUUUAGUAAAUGACCCUAAAAAAUGUAGCAAUUUGUUUGUUUGGUUUUUUACAAAUAUAAUGAAAUACAAGUGAAUCCGCGCUGACUAGUAUUGUAUUUGCUUCGCUGGACUUUACAAACGUGUUGUUAAUAGAAAACUGAAGCAACACGUGAUGGGUUUCACAGCCUGCUCAUUUGUAAAUCAUGUCAAGUGAUUCUGUGAGAGAUGUUCUUUGCUUUGUAAAUAGAAAAAAAAAAAAAAAAAGGUUUAAUCAGGGCUAGCCAAAGGCUACAAAAGCUUAAACUAAGGAUCUGCUAUUCUCAGUAUCUGUCAAACUAUAUAUUUCUACAGAGAGGGCCUUAAAACAGUAAAAUGGGUAUGACUAUGCAAAUCCUUUCCUGUCUAGCAUGUGAUUUAUAAUUCAGCACUUCAAUCAUCUGAUGCUGUGCCAGUAGAGAGAGUGUAUACAUCCUGAAAGAACAAGGUGUACCAGUUCUAGACGGUGAAGAGGAUUUUUUUUAUUUAUUUUCUUGGUUCAUUUUCCAGUUGCUUGUACAUAUUUCUUAACCAGAAUAUGGCAUAUGCAGAAACCAGCGGUUUUUUUUGUUUUGUUUUUUAACAACAAUGGUGUUUUUAAAUCAUUGACUCAGUGUAUGCCUCCCUCAAGGAGGAAACCCCAAUGCUGACUUUUCUUUUCUGCUGUUUUCAUAAUUGUUGUUUUGUCGUGUGAAGAGAGAUGUAUUGCUUUUACCACAGACUAUUAAAACAAAUAUGCUUGAGUCUGUCCAUUUUAUUCAUUUAAAUGCACGCAAACGUUGUCAUGCAUUUCCUCUCUGCCUUUGAUGUGACUGGAUGAUUAAUUUGAAUGCCAUGUGACAUUGUAGUAUUUAUUUCCAACAUGUGUCAAAAUAUUACGCAACAUUAAACUUGUCUGGUUAAUUCAUACAUUUAUUCCUCUCUUACAGAUCAUUGUGAAAUUGAAGGAAUGAGUGGUUUGUGUAAUACAAAUAUUUUUGUUUUCUGCAGGACGCUAUGCCUUGGUCGUUGCUGGAGACAUCGCUGUGUAUGCCACUGGUAGUGCCAGACCAACUGGAGGUGCAGGAGCUGUCGCCAUGCUUGUGGGACCAAAUGCAUGUCUUGUUUUAGAAAGAGGUCUGUUGCCUUUUCUUAUUUUUAAAGGAAUUUGUUCAAGAUAACCCCAUAAUUGUGAAAAAUUCUCUUUAGAGUUUCCUGUGGUAAGCGCAUAGCUGAGACCAAAAACCUUAUCGGUUUGUUUCACGGAGUAACCCUGUAAGUAAAAAUGAUCAAUAAGAAGUAUUGACAAGGGAAGUACAAAUCCUGGCUAAAAUGACCUAACUGAUAAAAACAAAUUUGUCAAUCCGCCACAGUUCCAAGCUAGUUAUAACCCCACUGGUGGCGUUCUGAAGGUUUAUCAUCUCAGAAAGUGAGAUGUAAAAUUGUCUUGUGGUUUUUAUUUCAUACUGAAUACAUGUUAGAAUACAUGUUACAUGUAAGAUCUCACUUUUUUAUGGAGUGUCCAUAUAUUUUGUGACUGUAAGGUUGAGAUUUGAACCGUUGUUAACCAAUGUUAAUUGUGCAUUUUAGUACGCUAAUAGUUAACAUCUGAUCCUGUGACUGUUGCGAAUUACAUUUCCGUUGACACACAACUAGUCGUGUGUCUGGUUUAGCUUCAUGGACAGUGUAGUCUAUAUAAAACCUUUUAUUAACCCUUCAUAACUAUAGAUGUACGUUAUUUUUCAGGGCUACGUGGGACACACAUGCAACAUGCAUAUGAUUUCUACAAACCCGACAUGGUGUCUGAAUACCCUGUUGUGGAUGGGAAGCUAUCUAUUGAGUGCUAUCUCAGUGCACUGGAUCGCUGCUACGCUACCUAUCGCAAGAAAAUCCAUGCUCAAUGGCAGAAAGGUUGGCCUCUUACUUUGUUUGGAUCACUCCAUACUUUACUUUUACACAGAUGUUAAAUGUGAAGAUGAAAGCAUUCAACAGCUGUCGUUCACUGGUCUCCUGCUAUGCUAUCAUUAUACAGUCCCAAAUUAGUCACUACUACACCCUGUUUACAGGAAACAAACUCGUCCUCUUGAUGAAAUUUGCAUCUUUCAUGAAACCACUGCAAAUAGCUACUAUUGCCUGUCUGCUGAAAUCUUUAUUUUUAAAUGCUGACCAUUCGAUGUAUCAUAGGACACCUGCUGGUGAAUGAUACCAAAUUUCAAUAUAUAGUGGCUGACUAUAACUUAUAGAGCAGUCAUGUUGUGCUUUGUAAUUGCUGGUCUUUUUCUUUCUAGUAGCGCAUUCUCGAUUUAGACUAAUUGAGACAGGCACAUUCAAAUGUGAUGGACCUAUAUGCCUGUCUCUUUGCAUCUAAAAAAGGAUCAUUGCUUGCAGCAGACGAUGCAAAAUACAAAGAUCAAGAAUAACUAACAAAUACAGGAGACCAUAUUUAAUUUAUUUUAAUUGGUGAGUUCUACCCAAACAUGGGUGGAAUUGAUCUCACUAGUGCAAAAGAGUAACUUCCACUAAAGCGAUCUCUCUGAGAGUCCAGACUGCAGAUGCCAGGGGGCCUACGGUUGGUGUCAAACCAGUUAAAAACGGUUUGACAGAUGAAUGUAGGAAGGUGCUUGUAGUUUCUUUAACUACAUGGACACCCACAUUAAAAUAUUAUCGAGGCAUUUUCCAUGGUAGAUAAACGCAGGCUGUGAAAAGUAACUUGGCUAACUGCAAAACUCUGGUUAAUGAUAAUGGACGUAUACGUUUGUCAAAUAAUCGAGAGCUGCAGUUCAGGUAAAACAAGUUUAUUAUUCUCUCCAUUAUAGUUAUUUGGAUUUGAGGAUAAUUGUAACCAAUUAUAAAUUUGAAAUUUAUUUGCUAAUUUUAUAAAAGUUGUAUCUUCUUAGCAUGCAAAUUUAAGAAGGAAUAGAAUAGUAUAAUGUAUUGUGUGUGUGUGGUUUACUGUGAAUUUUUAUUUUUAGAGGGAAAUGACAGACCCUUCACUCUGAAUGACUUUGGUUACAUGGUUUUCCACUCUCCAUACUGCAAGCUUGUCCAGAAAUCAUUGGCACGCUUAUUAUUAAAUGAUUUUAUUAGCGACCCGAAUCCAAACACAGAGAGUGGGGUGUACGUCGGCCUGGAUUCCUUCCGGUAAGAAUUAUGGUAUAGUUUUUUUUUAUAUAUAUAUAUAUAUAUAUAUAUAUAUAUAUAUAUAUAUAUAUAUAUAUAUAUAUAUAUAUAUAUAUAUAUAUAUAUAUAUAUAUAUAUAUUACACUAGUUGUAUGAUACAAGCAAUUAAGGAAUACAAAUUAAUUGGCUGUAAUCUCUGGAACACUAUAAUUACAUGUUUGUGAAUAUUACAAAUUGUUUUGUUCUGCAGAGGUGUAAAGUUGGAAGACACAUACUUUGACAGAGAUGUUGAAAAGGGCUUCUUAAAGGCAAGCACAGAACUAUUCAAUGACAAAACAAAAGCAUCUCUUCUUGUGUCCAGGGAAAACGGCAAUAUGUACACCCCUUCUGUGUAUGGAUGCCUUGCCUCUGUGCUCGCACAGUAAGUUUGGCUUUGUACUUUAACGAUGUGUGAUCAUACAGGUCUAGUAUGGUCCAUUAGUGUUUUCUACUCCAUUACAAAAAGAUUUUUUUAAUAUAAAUUAUGUUAAUUCAUAGAGCAUCUUUGCUCUGCUAACAUUUUCUAUAAAUAUCCAUCUGUUUUUGCUAAGGUGUUAAUCUCAGAGGUGAGAAAGGGGGAAUUGGUGGGAUUGACUGAGGUGUUCCCUUGAGUUACAUAUCUGGACUUCAUAAGAGAAGUUCUCAAAAGGCCAAUGGCGUGACAGUGAAAAGGUGAUUGCGUGGUUUAUCUGUGUGCUGAAGUCACCAGAAAAAUGCUGAUUUAUAGUUGGAGCAGUUAGGAGCUGCCCCCAUGCAAGUAUUUCCACAGGACAGCAUGCCUCAGAAAGCAUGUUAUGCACUAACAAAUACAGAUGUAUUUGUGUGCUCAAAGCUUUCCUCUCCUUAACCGCAGCUUUGAAAGUGAGGGAUCACUCAGUCUCUCCCUCCUAUGUCCCCCUGGUUCUUUAAGUCUUGCUUCACUCACUGGUAUGAAAAAGGCUUGGGUGUAAGUUUGGAUACGGACUGAAAAAAUAGAAUCUCCAGAUGAUUAUAUUUGAAGAACUGCCUAUGUAUAUAAUAUGAAAGUCAUGAAAUAGCUUGUAGUAUGUUCAUUAAUGAAGUAGAGCUUCUUAUGUUCUUAGCAGUAUAGAGAUCCAUUUUGCAUAAACAAACGCAAAAAUCAUCCUGCAGUGAAAAAAAAAUAAAUAGAACAUUGGUCCCUUAUGGGUUAAGUGCCAUUUGUUUAAAAGGCACAUAGGCUAUAGUGCAGCACCGAUAUGAGCAGGGAAUCUAUUUUGAACUGUGUAAUGAUCUCAACAUUGGUUAAGUGUUUCUCUUUUUAAUACAAAUGUGUUUCACCUCAGAUACUCUUCCCAGCAAUUGGCAGGACAGAGGAUUGGAGUAUUUUCCUAUGGAUCUGGCUUUGCUGCUACAUUGUACUCCAUUAAAGUUAGCCAAGAUGCUAUGCCUGGUAAGUUUUGACUCCUUAACAAGUCUGUAAUGACCAGCUGGGCUGCAUGUUUUUAUUUGGGGAGUUUCAUGAUUCAUGCAAAUACAAUUGAUGUUUAAGGGACACUGUAGGUACCCAGACCCCUUCAGCCCAUUGAAGUGGUCUGGGUGCCAACUCCCAUCACCCUUAACUCUGAGCAUGUUAUUAUUGCAGUUUGUAUAAACUGCAAUAAUUAUCUUGCAGGGUUAAGUCCUCUAGUUGCUGUGUACUAGACAGCCACUAGAGGGACUUCUGGGCUCUUAGACGAAUUUUGGUCUCCUAAACGACGCUGGACGUCCUCACGCUAUGUAUGAGGACUUAGUGUCACCGGAAUCCCCAUAGGAAAGGGAGAUGCAAGUUCGGCCAUUGCUGCGCAUGGGCAUUAGGUCUCCCCCGCUGCCAGCCAGCAGCGGGGAAGGUGCAUGGGCAGAGCUAAGCCAGCGCAGAGGGACAUUGGCGCUGGACCCAGGUAAGUGACUGAAGGGGUUAUUCAUCUGUUAAUAGCCAGUGUUCAACUUUUCCCGUAGUCCCUCCAAUAUAUAUAUAUUUUAUUCUAGAAAUUGUGUAACAUCAAGCAGAAUAGGGUACAAUAGGGGCUCAUUUCCAGUAAUGUGUUACAAUAGGUGCAUGUAGGUCCGCAGACACAGAUAAUCCCAAAUUAUCCACAGAAAAAUGAUGUAUACGAAAAGAGUGCACAUUUAUUAAAGUAUGCAUAUUGAAAAAUCAUGGUGUCAUACAGUCACAGCAGCCUUCAUAGAUGCUAAAGGUAGUACAGGCAUAUCAUGCCAAACUCAUUUCUGGUGUUAUUUGCACGUUUAGCUCUGUUUUGAUUUUGGUGUGUGCAAGACUUUUAUUUUUUUAUUUUACACAUCUCUUUCCUUAUUUAUUUAUUAUUUUUGUAAUUGUCCUUUUAUACUGAAAUAAUCCACUUGAUUCCCUUUGAAAUCCACACCUGUUUAGUCUGCUGCAAAUUCAACUUCCUACAUUGAGACUGCAGCAACAACCAUGCAUGUUAAAUACUCUAUGUGAAAGCCAACAGAAAAAUCCAUAUGUGUCGUAAUAGAACAGAUGUUUCAAAGCAGAUCUGCUCUUACAAUAAGAAACAUUCACUUUAUGUAUACCCUUUAUUUGUUCAAUGUUUCAGAAUGUUAUUUAUUCUAUCAGUGGAGUGUUUAAAAUAUGUAGAGUUCUAUUUUGAAGUUUUUUUUGUUUUUUUUAAUCUUUUUUCUUUACUAGUAACACCUAUAUAGAUAUUGCUCAGAGACAUUUUAAACACACUUUGCCAUGCAGACCAUGAGUGCUGUUUUCUUUUUUUUUUUUUUUAUAAUUUGCUCUAUGUUGAAUGACUAAUCUGUAGUUUAGCAUGUCUUGUGAAAACUACGACAGAUACUAGGUGAGAUACAAUUGAUGUAACUACGCUGCAUCCACUGUCUGAAUUAGAUGGUGGUGCUAAUAACUAUUCAUGGGGCUAGUUCAGUUCCAUAGAUGGUAAUUGUCAUGCUGCAACAGUACUCUGUUACUUUAUGCGUAUAAUUCUACCAAAAUUGGUCCACACACCUAAAUAAUACACUAGCAGGCAUGGUUGUCCCAACAGUUCAUACAUCACAAUCUCCUGUGUAUGUGUUGCCAUGUGAAGUGCUGACAAGUAUGUCAUUUUUGGUUUUCCUCUCCUUUCAAUCUGUUACUAGGUUCAUCUCUGGAUAAGCUAACCGCAAGUCUGGCAGACCUAAAGGCACGGCUUGACUCCAGAAAAAGUGUUACACCCAGUAUUUUUGCAGAAAACAUGAAGCUAAGGGAAGACACACAUCAUUUAGGUAUUACGGGGUUUGGUGAAAGCGUUCAUAGAUCAUGCUAUCUGCUCAAAGUCACAUCUUGUCGAUGGAGUUAACUUUAUUAAUGAUUGCUGUCUAAAUUAUAAAAGGACAAUGUAUGCUGGCACUGGUCUGCUUGGGAUGAAGACAAACAUGUAAAAAUAUAGUUUGAAAGCAUUCAGGUAUAUUCUUGCUAGGGUAGCCUUUUUAUGCUUCAGAAGAUGAGUCAAAACCAUGCAGUAACAUGCCAGCAAUUAAAACCUGCCUGACUAUUAAAGUAAUGGUUUGGUUUUGCAAUACAUGACAAAUCAGUGUUAACGUCUUUUUUGGCUUUUCUCUCGCAGCCAGUUAUAUUCCUCAGGGAUCAGUGGAUGACCUAUUUGCAGGCACAUGGUACCUGAUCCGUGUGGAUGAGAAGCACAGAAGGUACUAUGCUCGGACUUCCUUGAUGAAUGAUGGGCCUAUGGCUGCAGUCCUGGAAUCCAUUCAUUCAACCAAUACUAAUGAGGUAUAUAUCUAAUACCUUAACAUACACCACACAGAUUUGUCCUACUGUAUUAAAAACCUUUUUAACAUCUGCUUCAGAUUUAUUUAUUUUUUGGUGUAAAUUCCUCUUUCAUCACAAUACAAAUCUACUUAUGGCUGAAGAAGGGUUGUGUUUUUUUUUGUUUUUGUUUUUUUGUGGUGUUUUUUUUUUUUUGUUUUGUUUUUUUAAAGCUAAGCCCCAUAACUACUACAACACAUUAUAGUAGCUAUGGUGCUGUAAGUCCAUAGGCUCUAUCUCCCAGUUUUCAGUUUUGGAGUGUCUGUAGCCUUCUGUCUUUGGCUGCACCGAUUACGUGACAAUUACACUUCCAUAUUGUCAAGUGGAAGUCCAUCCAGUAUGGAAGGCAUGGUUACGAUACUUAGAGCUCCACUUUAAUCAUGUGGGAUUUUUCUAAUAAUGCAGUGAUGUCAGUACGACACAAAUAAACUCCUAUUUAAGCCAUUCUUUGGCAACCAUACCUUAAAAUAAUUAUGGAAAUUUGUUAAACAACAUCUGGGGAAAGGUGUGGGCUGUGACUUUAUCUCCCCUCACCCCCAUAGUAAAGUCUCUCCAUGUACUUAACUAAAUUAGAACAAAAUAGAUUCUUACAUUUAUAAUACUAAAGUCAAACCCUCUAUCUAAAUGUGCAGGUAUAUUUUGAUCAACAGUUUGUAACGAUUUUUAUGCAUCUUCAUAGCUGUGUGUGUUGUAGUAUGUUACUUGUCUAUUCCAAAUGUAUAUUGCACCUAAAUUAAUAGAUACAUUUUUUUUUGUCUCCCCAGCACUUUCCAAGUCCGGCCAAGAAAGUCCCAAGAAUCCCGACAUCUUCAGAAGCUGAACCUAUCUCUAUAAGCAAUGGAGAACACUGACCUACCUCUAGAAGUGCGAAGCACUGCUCAUUGACAUCCACUCGUUCAGUACAGCAUUUCAACUAUAAGAAUUUUUAUUUAAAUAAGUGCAGCACUAAGUAAUCUGUAACAGUUAUAGAACAGGAUUGACAUGUAAAUAUAAAUGGCUAUAGGGUCCCAGUUGCAUCUGUCUGCAUUUGUUCUGAAAAGGGACAGUGAGGUAUAUUAGCUUGUUUUAAUUGCAAGGACUCACUGUUUACAUUAUUUUCUCGUGUCAGUAAAGAUGUUUGGUAGUCCAUUACCAACAUUUACUUUGCUGUGCUUAAAUAACUCUGUAAGUUGGAUUGUAUCUUGUCAGCAUUCCACCGCAGAGGCGGCCGCAUGAAUGCCUCUGACUUGUACUUGUGAAAGCACCUUAUGGUCUGAGGUGAGGGGGUGGGGGGGGGGCUGGAGAUCUGUUUGUUUGCUUUUUUUUACAAACCAGAAAGUGUACAGGAUUUUGUAGAUCAUCAAUCGGAUGCAAACCUUGUAACUCACACUGUAUUUAUUUCUUUAUGACAUGAUUGCCUUGAUCCGUGUGCAAAUCUGAUGGAUUGGUGUGUACAGAGUUAUUGGAAUUCACCAUCCUAAAGCUUUUAAGAUCACAUUGGUGCUAUGUUUAUGGGCAUAGGCCCAAAUUGCUUGUAAAAAUGUAGAGUCCUGUAGAUUUUCUAUAUAAUUUUGUUUUUGUAAUCUGAUCUGUGUAAAAUGCAUAUAAAUAUUAAAAAAAAUGUAAUUAAGUGAAUUUUAGACAACCGUUUAAUUUGCUAUGGGCUGAUAACUUAAAACAACCCAUAUUGCAUACAUAAGUCUGUCAUAAGAAGUACCUGUAUAAUUGGGUACAACAUUGUUACUUUAACCUCUUAAGGAAACGAGUUAGAAUGCUUUUAUGUCAUGACAUGCCUGGCAUAUCAGUGGUCAUUAAGGGGUUAACUUGCAAUUUAAUUGUACUUCAGUUGUGUACUUGACCUGUUUUUGUAUAAUAUAUGAGCUGUCUUCUUCCCGUGUUUAAAACGAUUUCAUGUGCAGUACACAAGUGUAAUGUUAUAAAGGCAAUUGAUGGUCACAUGAGAGGUGAAUGAACAUAGAACAAAACUGUUAUGUGACUUCUUCUCAUGUGAAGAAAUAAAGAUCGUUGCAAAUAAUAAAACAACUUUAAAAAUGUUUGGCGUUUUUUUGUUUAAAAAAAUUGUUUCCUUGAGGAACGUUGGGGAAAUUUUUCUUCAAGGUUGUUUCGAGGGAAUUUUUAUUUUAUUUUUUUAAUAGACUUCAAAUGCAGCGAAUUGAAAUCUGACAUGCAAAUCGUAGACUAAAGCAUAGUUGGGGAAUUUUAAGAAUUGCAUUCGUUUGUGAAACAGGAACAUCCGCUGAACACAAAACACAUUACAUUUCAUGUGACCAAAUAAUCAGACUAAUAUUUAGCCUGAGAUUGCCCCAUGCAGCUACUGUUAACCAUGUGUGAUUGAGAAAAUAAUGCAAUAGUGACAGGCUGUAUAAUAAAAUAAUUUAUGCAACAUUACCAUUCGAGAAAAAAAUUAUCACAAGGCGUUCAAUACAAAUCCCAUAGAAAAACGGCACACCUCAUUACUGUGGGCAUUUUCCAAGCAGUGCAGAAAACUUUGUCUAUAUAGGUGAAAUGCAAAAAUAACACAAUACACUAUUUUAAAUAUUUAACAUUGUAUAAUAACCACACGCGAUCAUGAUCAUGCAAAAACAUUAAAAACAACAGUACUAAAAGUGGAAGUUUAAAUUCAUGUGUUAAUAGAUAUAUGCACACUUUAUAUACAUUAGUGUCCAUAAAAGUAUGAAUCUGAUCCACAGUGCAAAACAUCCAUUUAUUAACCUUUGUAAUCCAGACUGUGAUGAUCAUCAAUGAGAGAACUUGUAUAUUUUUUUUUUUUUAGAUAUCCUUUGCACUUUCCACCUACCCUCUCUGCUGUUGAGGUCAUAAUGAAGAGGUUUCACUUCCUUGUCAUCUGUCCAUAUAUUCUAAAGUGAGCACUGGAGAAUAGGUUUCACAACAGUGAAUCUCCGCUGUCCUCUAUGCACACCGAAUUGGCACAGCAAAUGCAUGCUUGUCUAAUAUAAUUUAUCUGGACAGGUAGUGAAGUGAAACAACAGCAGAGUUUGAUGAAGAAUUAUCCAGGUUUUGUCAAACCACUUGAAAAAUGUUCGAUAAUAAAACCAAGGGACUGCAGUGAUUCCACGGCCAUCUAGCACCAUAGCCAGUACAAUAUUCUAUAGUGGUAUAUGUUAAUAUACCUAUACAGUAUGUUUAUAUGGCCUUCCUCCUUUAGAAAUCAACAAUGUGUUCUGGGUACAAAAUUAAAGAUGGUAAUAAAGGUAAAUUAAUACACAACUGUUAUUUCCAUCCGCACACGUUUAGAAUGAUUACUGCCAGAUGUAACAAAUGCUAUAACUGUCCUAAAAGGGGGGGAGGAGGGGGUGAAUGUAACUGCUGUAUUCCACAAGAUAUAUAAAUUAAUUCUCAAACUUUGGACUUGUCUGACUCCUUCAUUGCACAAGAUUAGCAAACAACCUUACCCUUGGCAUUAUAUAUAUAAUAUACAAGAAAAAUCACAUUGUGAAAAUAAAGUUACAGUUGUGCUUUUUAUGUGUAUAAAGCCUAUUUAAAACUCUUUAUAAACACACUUUUUACAAAUAAAACCAAAAUAAGAUUCUCAGUGUUUGUAAUAGCAUCCCCGGUUAAAGUGUACUGUGUACCUAAAAUAAUUUAUCUUCCCCAUGCAAAAGUUAAAUGAUUAAUAAAAAAAAUUGAAAACUAAAAAUGUUUACAAUUAUUUUUAACAGUAUUUUAACCUUCAAAGUGAUCUUCCCAUCUCUGUCUCCUUCAGUCUAUUAUUGAAUAGGCAUGUGAAACUUUUUGCACAAAAUGUCCAAUCUGACAUUAGCCUAUUCUAAGAGUGUCCAUUCGAGGGACAGGACUCUGUAUGACCCCAAGCCUUCAUUGCGUUGCCCUGUUUUUAAAUAGAAUCCAGCCUACCAGUUAAAGAUUUAGAGCCUAAACAAAAACAUACACCAAGCAGUGUCCUUGGGCA